AUGACGACCGGAGUCAAGGUCCCGAGUGCCCUGACCAAAGCCGAGUGCCUAAGCGAGCUCAAGACCUUCAAUCUGGCAAUGUCAUCAGACUUGAGCCUGCAGGAGUUGCGCUCCCUCGUCAAGCAGACCCGCGUCCAGGAGGGCCUCAUGUCCGAUCGCAAGAACCCAACACCUACCCUGAUGUCCAAGAUCAAGCGUUUUUCGCUCACCGACCUCAAGGCGAUGGCCAACGAGGAUGAGCAUGGAGCCAUGAGACUCUACAUGAAACAAUGGCUACUUCGCAACGGCUCCCACGAGACCAUCGUCCGCUUGUGCAUC
Molecule: messenger RNA, 318 nt
Organism: Symbiodinium pilosum
Lineage: Eukaryota; Dinophyceae; Suessiales; Symbiodiniaceae
Source: the annotation of a GenBank genome assembly